UGGGGGGGUUUCGGGCUGGUCCGGCACUGCAGACCCCGCCAUGCCCGGCUCCGGCACCCGGCUCCUAGAAGAUGAAUUCCAGUUCAUCCUUUGCGAGGGCUGUGGGCAGGAAUCGCCCAACCUCAAGCUCCUCACCUGCCUCCACACCUUGUGCCUUGGCUGCCUGAGCAAGAACAAACCCAUCGAGCAGUGCCCCGUGUGCCAGAUGCCCACCCCGCAGGCCAGCGCCAUUCCCGACAUGGACAACCUGCUCUUCAUCAACCUGCAGGCCAGGCUCAAGGUCUACAAGAAGAUCAUUGGUGGAGAUGAGUUGUUCUGUGACAACUGCAAGAAACCCAGUGAGUUCUGGUGCUCUGAGUGCGAGGAGUUCCUCUGCACCAAGUGCUCUGAGGCCCAUCACCGCUAUAUGGCAAGCCACCAAGCCAAGAGGGUGAUGGACAUCAGGGCAGGGUCUGCUAAGGACUUCCUUGAGGGCACCCGGAGGACCAGUAACUUCUGCUGCUCCAACCCGGCCCAUAAGAACCAGACUGUAAGCAUCUACUGCCAGCAGUGCGAGAAGGCGCUGUGCUGCUCGUGCGCGCUGCUGGACAGCCGGCACACGGCCUUCUGCGACAUCCGCAGCGAGACCCAGCGCCGGCAGCAGGAGCUGGGCACCGUCACCCGCGCCCUGCGGCACCAGCGCGGCGGCUUCGAGGCCACGUGCGCGGCGCUGCGGGAGGAGGCGUCGCGGCUGGAGCGGGCGCAGCGGGAGCUGCGGGAGCUGAUCCGGCAGCGCGUGGAGCAGCUGGUGCGGGUGCUGCGGCGCGAGGAAGAGGAGCUGCUGGGGAUGCUGGAGGCGCGGCAGGAGCAGGGCCGGCGGGAGCUGGCGCGGGAGCUGCAGCGCGUGGAGGGGGUGCUGCGGCGCAUGGAGGCGGGCGAGCGGCUGGUGGAGAAGAUGGGCCUGUACGCCACGGAGCAGGAGGUGAUGGACAUGCAGCCCUUCAUCAAGGGCGCGCUGCAGGACCUGCAGCGGGCUGCGGUCAGGAGCCAAGCGCUGCCCGUGGGCUUCGCUGAGUGCAGAGCCCGGCUGCAGGCGCUGGUGGAGCGCGUCGAGGGGUACGCAGCCCCCGUUCCCAAAACAGGUACCUCAGCUCCCCACCACGACUCAGUGUCUGAAGAAGGGGCUACCCUCAUCCUCCACCUGGAGCCUCCCAGGGGGCAUUACCAACCGCAUGGAGGUCUCCCCAUGGGGCUGCCUGCCCCCCAGCAGCCCUGUGCCCCCGUAUCGGACCCCUUCAGCAGCAGAGGACACGUGUGUCCAAGGCAGGGAGGGGAUGUGUCCCCCACCCAACCCACAUCUCCAGGCCUGCCGAUGCAGAGGGAUGAAGAAACAGAGACGGAUGCCAGGUCAGCCCACGGGGACACUGUGCCUCUUCCCAGGAGCAUCCAGGACUCUCUGGCCUUGCUGCAGGAAGAUUUCGGUGGCUGGGCCAGGUCCAACAGGCAGCAGGCAGAAAAGCUCCUGAAGAUGGGCAAUCGCCUCCUGCAAGCUCAGCACAGGGCAAACAGGCACUUGGUGUCCAUGACCCAGGAGAUCCGGGCCAUGUCCCACUCCCUGGCCAGCAUCGCCUCGGCUGUGGGCCCCUUGCUGCAGGCCACGGGCAACCCCCAGGACCCCCAUCCUGCAGACAUGGAGUGGCCAUCGCUGCCCUCUGGCAUGCUGGAAUUGCUGCUUCCCAGCACCCUGCAGAGGCAGGAGCCACUGCUCCCGGUGGCUGCCACGGCCCCUUCCCAUGUGAGCUCCCCUCCUGCCUCCCCCCCUGCGAGCCCAGCACGCUCGGAGCCCCCCAGCCCAGCCUCCGAGGAGGAGCAUCCCAAACCAAGGCAUCCCAGCAGCAGCAAGCGUGGUGGGAAGCCCAGCACCAGGCUUCGGAAGCGAAGGAAGAAGUGAGGGGCUACAGACCAGGAUGCUUGCCAUGGGCUGCAGCUGCGCGUGAUACCCUUAUGGAGACCAGGGUCUCCAUUUCACCUUGCUGUGCCAAUAAAUCCUCAUGGAAUGAA
Neopsephotus bourkii (Bourke's parrot) is the source of this 2040-nucleotide messenger RNA. RefSeq names its product protein PML-like. Bases 41 to 1930 code for a protein of 629 amino acids. Gene Ontology annotation, biological process: PML body organization; positive regulation of DNA-templated transcription; intrinsic apoptotic signaling pathway in response to DNA damage. Gene Ontology annotation, molecular function: zinc ion binding; ubiquitin-protein transferase activity. NCBI's taxonomy places the organism in Eukaryota, Metazoa, Chordata, Aves, Psittaciformes, Psittacidae. Gene Ontology annotation, cellular component: nucleoplasm; PML body; chromatin. The transcript is spliced from 4 exons. The record is from RefSeq and is a predicted model, not a curated record.